AAACCAAGCUGAGCGUGAUUGUCACGUAAGACAUCAUGGUGGAUGUGUUAUGACUUUACUCAUCGUAUAAUCUUACAGAAGACGCGAUCAUGCUGUUGUCUGCUCUCAGACUUAUCCGGUCCAAUGGUUACAAUGCCGCGUGGAGGAACUUUUCAAGAAUGAAGCAAAGCCCUUUAACACAAUGGUCACUGAGGAGAGGACAGACCACCGUGACCAUCAAAAGUGGCCCAGUAACAACCGUAUCGAUCCCCAGCGCAGCGACAGAUCGAGUGGUGGGCCGCUGGCUGGUGGGCUGCAGUGGACUGGUUCUGGGCGCUGUCAUUUUGGGAGGUGUUACCAGAUUGACAGAGUCUGGGCUUUCCAUGGUCGACUGGCAUUUAGUGAAGGAGAUGAAACCCCCCCGGACUCAAACUGAGUGGGAAGAUGAGUUCUCAAAGUAUAAACAGUUCCCAGAGUUCAAAAUCAUGAAUCACGACAUGACGUUGACAGAGUUUAAGUGUAUAUUCUACAUGGAGUGGGGACAUCGUAUGUGGGGUCGGCUGGUGGGAUUGGCUUACAUCAUUCCUACAGCAUAUUUCUGGAGUAGAGGAUACUUCACACGGUCAAUGAAGGCUCGUGUUCUGGGCCUGUGUGGCUUUGUCUUCUUUCAGGGUCUUCUGGGCUGGUAUAUGGUGAAGAGUGGUCUGGAGGAGAAGCAAGGGCCAUCCGACAUUCCCCGUGUCAGUCAAUACAGACUGUCAGCUCAUCUGGGUUCUGCUCUUCUUCUGUACUCCGCCAGUCUCUGGACAGGACUCACGCUCUUACUGCCUGCAAACAAGCUUCCCGAAAGCCGGCGUUUGCUUCAGCUCAGGAGGUUUGCCAAGGGCACCGGAGCCCUGGUGUUCCUCACAGCUCUGUCAGGUGCGUUCGUGGCUGGACUGGAUGCAGGGUUGGUGUAUAACUCCUUUCCAAAAAUGGGUGAGCGCUGGAUCCCUGACGAUCUUCUGGCGUUUUCCCCGACCUUGAAGAAUGUGUUCGAAAAUCCUACAACUGUACAGUUUGACCACCGUUGUCUGGGCAUCACCACACUGACGGCCAUCACAGGACUCUAUCUCUUCUCCAGACGAAUGUUUUUACCCAGAAGGACGAGGAUUGCCAUCGGCUGUCUCACAGCCAUGGCUUACACACAGGUGGUUCUUGGCAUCAGUACGCUGCUGUUUUAUGUGCCCACCUCGUUGGCAGCCACACACCAGUCUGGAUCUGUGGCGCUGCUCACCUUUGCCAUCUUUGUUUUGGCUGAGCUGCGUAAAGUGGUCAAGUAGAUAUCUUAUAUAAAUUAUGCUGUACAGUGUGGCGUCUCCUUGUUUGUUUGUAUGGGUGGAUAUAAUGGACCCGACAGUUGCAAAAUUCACAUAAUUGUAUUUUGCAGUUACAUGAUAAAAAUGAUGUUCCAGUUUCUUUUGUGCAACAUUCAUAAUAAAUCUAAAUGACAAUGGA
Triplophysa dalaica is the source of this 1476-nucleotide messenger RNA. RefSeq names its product cytochrome c oxidase assembly protein COX15 homolog (gene cox15). The record is from RefSeq and is a predicted model, not a curated record. The transcript has 9 exons. Gene Ontology annotation, cellular component: mitochondrial inner membrane. Gene Ontology annotation, biological process: heme A biosynthetic process. Bases 90 to 1301 code for a protein of 403 amino acids. NCBI's taxonomy places the organism in Eukaryota, Metazoa, Chordata, Actinopteri, Cypriniformes, Nemacheilidae. Gene Ontology annotation, molecular function: oxidoreductase activity, acting on NAD(P)H, heme protein as acceptor.